Homarus americanus (American lobster) is the source of this 1512-nucleotide messenger RNA. Its product is annotated as extensin-like. The record is from RefSeq and is a predicted model, not a curated record. The transcript has 2 exons. Lineage: Eukaryota; Metazoa; Arthropoda; Malacostraca; Decapoda; Nephropidae. The coding region runs from base 1 to 1512 and encodes 503 amino acids.
AUGGACCGGGCUGAGGCCACGUUGCCCUUAGUGACGGACUUCUUCUAUGAGACGACGAGCGGGACUGGGGACGGAGUUGCUUCACGGUUUACAAGACUCCUGGUCCACCUCCCCGCGCCUUCAGCCUCCUCCCCGCGCCUUCAGCCACCUCCCGCCUUCAGCCACCUCCCUUCAGCCACCUCCCCUUGCCUUCCUUCUCCCUUUUCAGCCACCUCCCCGCGCCUUCAGCCUCCUCCCGCCUUCAGCCACCUCCCGCGCCUUCUGCCUCCUCCCUACGCCUUCAGCCUCCUCCUGCGCCUUCAGCCACCUCCCGCGCCUUCAGCCACCUCCCGCGCCUUCAGCCUCCGCGCCUUCAGCCACCUCCCGCCUUCAGCCUUCUCUCCCGCGCCUUCAGCCACCUCCCGCCUUCAGCUUCCUCCCGCGCCUUCAGCCACCUCCCGCGCCUUCAGCCACCUCCCGCCUUCAGCCACCUCCCGCGCCUUCAGCCUCCUCCCGCGCCUUCAGCCACCUCCCGCGCCUUCAGCCACCUCCGCGCCUUCAGCACCUCCCGCGCCUUCUGCCACCUCCCGCGCCUUCUGCCACCUCCGCGCCUUCAGCCUCCUCCUGCGCCUUCAGCCACCUCCCGCGCCUUCAGCCACCUCCCGCGCCUUCAGCCACCUCCCGCGCCUUCCAGCCACCUCCCGCGCCUUCAGCUUCCUCCCGCGCUUCAGCCACCCUCCGCGCCUUCAGCCACCUCCCGCGCCUUCAGCCACCUCCCGCGCCUUCAGCCACCUCCGCGCCUUCAGCCACCUCCGCGCCUUCAGCCACCUCCCGCGCCUUCAGCCACCUCCCGCGCCUUCAGCCACCUCCGCGCAGCCACCCUCCCGCGCCUUCAGCCACCUCCCGCGCCUUCAGCCUCCUCCGCGCCUUCAGCUUCACUCCCGCGCCUUCAGCCACCUCCACUCCUUCAGCCUCCUCCCGCGCCUUCAGCCACCUCCCGCGCCUUCAGCCACCUCCCGCGCCUUCAGCCACCUCCCGCGCCUUCCAGCCACCUCCCGCGCCAGCCAGCCACCUCCCGCGCCCACCCAGCCACCUCCCGCGCCUUCAGCCUCCUCCCGCGCCUUCAGCCACCUCCCGCGCCUUCUGCCACCUCCCGCGCCUUCAGCCACCUCCGCGCCUUCAGCUUCCUCCCGCGCCAGCAGCCACCUCCGCGCCUUCUUACUCCUCCCGCGCCUUCAGCCACCUCCGCCUUCUGCCACCUCCCCGCGCCUUCAGCCACCUCCCGCGCCUUCAGCUUCUCCCGCGCCUUCAGCCACCUCCGCGCCUUCUGCCACCUCCGCGCCUUCAGCCACCUCCCGCGCCUUCAGCUUCCUCCCGCGCCUUCAGCCACCUCCGCGCCUUCUGCCACCUCCGCGCCUUCAGCCACCUCCCGCGCCUUCAGCCUCCUCCCGCGCCUUCUGCCUCCUCCCGCGCCUUCAGCCACCUCCCGCGCCUUCUGCCACCACUGCGGAAAGACAACAGAUGAGGAAAUAA